Messenger RNA from Trichoplusia ni (cabbage looper), 2972 nucleotides. RefSeq names its product DEAD-box ATP-dependent RNA helicase 13. The coding region runs from base 94 to 2919 and encodes 941 amino acids. Gene Ontology annotation, cellular component: nucleolus. The record is from RefSeq and is a predicted model, not a curated record. Lineage: Eukaryota; Metazoa; Arthropoda; Insecta; Lepidoptera; Noctuidae. The transcript is spliced from 13 exons. Gene Ontology annotation, molecular function: nucleic acid binding; RNA helicase activity; ATP binding.
UGUCAAGUGUCAAAAUCACAUUGCCGACUGCUUUGUUUGAUUUGAGGUUAUGUUAUUCAAAAUAACACGAUUUGAGCAACUUACACUAUCAAAAUGAGUAAAAAACUAAAUAAUAUGAAAUGGGAAUCCGUGGCCUUGGAUGGUUUUCCCGUUUCUAUGGCUGACAAAGGAUUUAUGGGCUUGGAAGAGUGCACAGAUUAUAAUUUCGAUAAAGAAAAAAAGCGGUCCAAGAAGACAAAACUAAAAGAGAAAAAAGAACAGAAGAAACCAAAAAACAACAAAAGAAAAGCGGAGCCUUCGAAAGACGAACCCAAGGAGGUACCAAGCAAAAAGGUUAAACUUAGCAAUGGUUUUGUAGUAGAAUCUUGCGAAACUGUUUCACCAACAUUAGGCAAUAAUGUUAAAACAAAUAGCAAGAAAAAUGCCAACAAAACAGAAGAAGGUGCUAAGAAAUCUAAGAAUAAAAGGAAUAAAAAGAAGAAAGGUGACACUAACACAGAAGAAACUACAGAUAAUAAACCGGUUAAGAAAAGUAAACAGAAGUUGGGAGAUCUACCACAGUCUACUUCGGAGUUGACCGCAGAAGACAUGCUGACGUGGGCCGAGUUUAAGCUGCAGGAACCAAUAUUAAGAGCUUUGACAGAAUUGGGUUUUAAACAACCUACUAAGAUACAGCAGUUGACCUUACCAGCAGCUAUACAUGGACGCAGAGAUAUCUUAGGUGCUGCGGAAACCGGUAGUGGUAAAACUCUAGCUUUCGGUCUUCCAAUCUUAUCGGGUAUAUUAAAACUCAAAGAAAAAGCAUUACAAAAAGGCUUAGAUGUGUAUGACAUACCAUACAAGAAACCAUCCAACAAGAAGAAAGAUGAACCAGCACCAAAAGGUAAGAAAGAUAAGUUCAAGAAGAAAGAUAAGAAGAAACCGGAAAAGAAGGAGAAAGUAGAAGAAGUAAAAGUAAAGGAAUCGUCAGAAGAUGGCUACAGCAGUGGUGAAGAGAGUAAUAAUGAUGGUGAUGAACCAAAAAAAGAAUACAAUGAUGAUGAUUAUUUAGAAGAGAUUGUAGUGCCUUACAAAAAGAAAGAAAAUUCAGCUGAUGAAGGGAAUGACAGUGAUGAUAGUGAUAAUUAUAUUCAUCUAUCAGAUAUGCUGGAUUCUGAUGAUCUAGCCGAAACCAGUGAUGAAAAUGACGAGGGUGAUGAAGAAAGUGGUGCAGAAGCUGGAAGCGGCGAUGAAGGAAGUGAUGCAGAAGCAGGCAGUGGUGAAGAUGAUAUUGAUGAAGACGAUCUAGGUUUAGAAGAGAUUGAUGGUGACGCUGGUAGUGAUGUAAGUGGAGAGGCUGAUGAUGAAGAAUUGGAUGAUCAAGGUGAUGAAGAUGAAGUUGAUGAAAAUGAACAAGGUAUAGGCUGUGUUAAAGUUUUAGACAACAUUGAGAUACCGGGUCACGUAUCCAUGAAGACAGGCAAGCCGCUGUACGCUCUCAUCAUCACGCCUACCAGGGAACUGGCCAUACAGAUCAGCAGACAUCUUGUGGCUGUAGCUAAGUAUACAGGUAUAAAAGUGGCCACGAUAGUGGGUGGUAUGGCGGCUGUGAAACAAGAGAGGGUGCUGCGAUCAGGACCCGAGGUGGUGGUGGCGACACCUGGCCGGCUGUGGGAGCUGGUGGGUCAGGGACAGCCGCAUCUGCAGCAACUGGACACCGUCAAAUUCCUAGCCAUCGACGAGACCGACCGCAUGAUCGAGCGCGGCCACUUCGAGGAGCUGCAGCCUCUACUGGAGCGACUCAACGCGGACGAGGAGCGCAGCGCCGCCAGACAGAACUUCGUGUUCUCUGCCACGCUGACCAUGGUGCACGACCUGCCGACACAUAUGAAGGGCAAGAAGGUAACUCAACGAGGCAAGAUAAUAAACAGGAAGAUAGAGAAGAUGACUCCUCAGCAGAAGGUAAACAGACUGAUCAAGAUGUUGGGCAUGACCGAGCCCAAGGUCGUCGAUAUCACCACGCAAAACUUAGGCACAGCGGAGACUCUAACGGAGUCCCGUAUCACGUGCGCUAUGGAGCACAAGGACGCGUAUCUCUACUACAUAGUGAAGCGGCACCCCGGCAGGACUAUAGUGUUCUGUAACUCUAUCGGCAGUGUUAAGAGAUUAGCUCAACUAUUUACAUUGCUCAAGUGUCGCCCUCUACCACUACACGCGAGCAUGCCUCAGAGACAGAGGCUGAAGAACUUAGAAAGAUUCCGCGACGAUCCCCACGGCAUACUGAUAGCUACAGACGUGGCAGCUCGCGGUCUGGACAUACCCUGCGUGGAACAUGUCGUACACUACCAAGUGCCGCGAACAGCGGAGAACUACGUACACAGGAGCGGCCGCACGGCGCGGGCCAGCCGGGAGGGCCUCACUAUACUCAUGAUGGAACCCGCCGAAGCGUACUUAUAUAGCAAGAUGUGUAGAACACUCAAUAAAACAUCAGAAGUGCCAACAUUCCCGGUGGACGCUCAAAUCUUGGCCCCCCUCAAGGACCUGAUGGUGGUAGCUCGGGAGCUGGACGGCUUGGAGCUGAAGAAGAGGCGGGCUGCACAGUCGCAGGGCUGGAAGGAGAAGGCGGCCAGGGAAAUGGACAUGCUGAUCGAUGAUGAUGAUGUUCCGGUGAAACAAGUAGACGCAUCUAUAGAGAAAGCAUUGAAGGCUAAGAGGCGUCAACUGGAGGGCUUGCUUUCCCGGCCUAUAUACCCUCGAGGCUUCUCCUUCAAGUACCCCACGUUGAAUACUGCGACCGCCUUCACUGGCAGCGAGGAUAAUGCUUUGGAGGUUAUGAAGAAAGCAUUGGCGUCAGGACAACUGAAAAAAGAAAAGAGGAAAACUAAAAAUGCGCCACUUCUACAAUUACAAAAGAAGAAAUUUAAAAAAGCUAAAAAGUGAUUAGUUAUUUUAAGCAUACUGUACGAGAAAUAAAUAAAUUUAUGACGUAAUAA